Messenger RNA from Rhodotorula graminis WP1, 1401 nucleotides. RefSeq lists its product as uncharacterized. Gene Ontology annotation, cellular component: plasma membrane. Bases 1 to 1401 code for a protein of 466 amino acids. Gene Ontology annotation, biological process: zinc ion transmembrane transport. Gene Ontology annotation, molecular function: zinc ion transmembrane transporter activity. The transcript is spliced from 10 exons. The record is from RefSeq and is a predicted model, not a curated record. Lineage: Eukaryota; Fungi; Basidiomycota; Microbotryomycetes; Sporidiobolales; Sporidiobolaceae.
AUGAAGGUCGGCGCAGCUGCUCAAGGCCCGUGCGCCCUCGUCGCCAUCCUCCUCGCGUCCGCCGUCGCCGUCUCGGCGCAGUCCACGGCGGCAGGCUCGCUCGCUGCGGGACCUGAAGGUCAAGGCGACUGCACGGCAUCAGGCUCGAACGCCUUCCUCUGCUCGAACGGAGCCUUCUGCACCUGGGAAGCCGCCUCAUCCUCGUUCGCUUGUGUCGGCGGUACCGGCACGGUCGACACGACGUCGAGCGCCAGUGGGCCGAGCGAGAGCGAGUGCCCGGGCGCGACGCUGCACGAGGGGCACUACGACUGCUCGGACGGCGGCUUCUGCGAGGAGGUCGACGGCGCGUGGGUCUGCGAGGGCGGCUCUUCCGAGGCUGCGAGCGAGAGCGGGACGUGCGUCGUGCAUGGUGGUCACACACAUGGCGACUGCUCCAACCAGUGCAACGGCAUCGACCUGGGCGAGUACAACAUGGAUCUGCACAUCGUGGCGCUCUUCGUCGUGUUCGUCUCGUCGCUCCUCGGCGUCCUCCUACCGGUCGUCUGUGCCAAGGUGCUGCGAGGGUCUAUCUUCUCGGGCGUCUUCUUUGCCGCCAAGCACUUCGGUACGGGCGUCAUCGUCGCGACAGCUUUCGUGCACCUCCUGUAUCACGCCUUCGUGAUGUUCUCGAAUGCCUGCCUCGGAGAGCUAGCCUUUGAGCCCGCCGCAGCAGCGAUCGCCAUGGCUGGCACCUACCUCGUGUUCGGCAUCGACUUCACGGUCAUGCGGUGGCUCAGGAGCCGCGGACCGGCCUCGCCCGUCUCGCCCGCCGCGACGCUCAAGGAAGAGGAAUCCGAGGAGGGCGAAAAGCGCACGAGCGACCUCGGGCACUGCCACGGACCGUCGCGCCUCGUCGAGACCGACUAUGCGUCGCCGCAAGCCCACUUUGACGUCCUCAUUCUCGAAGCAGGCAUCAUCUUUCACUCGAUCAUGAUCGGCUGUUCGCUCGGCGCGUCGGGCGGCUCGCAGUGGAUCCCGCUCUUCAUCGCCGUCGUCUUCCACCAGCUCUUCGAGGGUCUCGCCCUCGGCAGCCGCAUCGGUCAGCUCGUCUGGCGGGACGGUCAGGGCUGGAAAAAGUGGGCAAUGGCGGGCGCGUUCGGCCUCAUCACCCCUAUCGGCAUCGCCAUCGGCAUCGCCGUCCACGCAAGCUACAAUCCCAACUCGGGCGCAGCUCUUCUCAGCAUCGGCGUCCUGGACUCGAUCUCGGCCGGCAUCCUCAUCUACGCAGGUCUUGUUGAGAUGCUCGCGCACGACUUCAUGCACGGCGAGCUCGCCCACGCGCGUCUGCCCAAGGUGCUCGCAGCCUUCUUCUUCCUCUUCGCCGGCUCUCUGUGCAUGUCGGUCCUGGGCAAGUGGGCGUGA